AUGUCUGUUAAGUACAGUUCCUUACUGCCUCAGGAUGAGGGGCGUUCGUGUACAUGUAGUCACAAAAUUGACCAUCUUGUUUCCUCACGAUGGAUGAUAACGUCUUCUUCUUCCGGGUCUAGAUACUGGCUUUAUUCUUUCUUCUUGAACGGUAUCUUGCUGCUUUCCCUGAUUUUGUCUUGGGCCUACAUGUAUCUAGGACAGGCUUCAUACAUACCAAACGAGUCCGGUCGAUCCCCGUAUCAGGGUUCUUCAGAUGAAAUCAACCGCUUGUGGGAGGACCUUUACAAUGAUUUCGCCAUCUCUCUGAUAACAGGCAAGGAGGCGGCCCGUCUUCCUAAUGCCACCUCUCCAAUGGCCCAAGAACCCACCAAAUACAUGGUCCAGCUUGACGUCUUUCAUCAGCUUCACUGCCUCAACCUUAUGCGGAAGCUCGUGUAUCCUUCAGUAUUCAAACUUGACUUGACGUCUGGAUCAGAAGAAGCAGAGGAGAACUUGGAUCACUUCGAGCACUGCUACGAUUCCCUGCGGCAGGCGUUGCAGUGCAACGCGGAUCUGAGCACUAUCUACUAUGAAUGGGUGCCAGAAAGAAAUAGGCUGGUAGGAAACUUGGCGACAACGCAUACUUGCAAGAACUACGAUUCAAUUCUACAGUGGGCAAGGGAUCAUCAGUACAAGGGACCUCUUGAUUACACGGCCAAGGUGGAAGGGGUUCCUAUAAGGCAUGUUUCGCGUGUUUCGGGUGGGGAGAGCUUACAUCAUCACAUGUAA
Messenger RNA from Clonostachys rhizophaga, 771 nucleotides. The record is from the annotation of a GenBank genome assembly. NCBI's taxonomy places the organism in Eukaryota, Fungi, Ascomycota, Sordariomycetes, Hypocreales, Bionectriaceae.